Saccharomyces kudriavzevii IFO 1802 is the source of this 3144-nucleotide messenger RNA. It is a transcript of the gene ZRG8, whose product is annotated as Zrg8p. The transcript has a single exon. The record is from RefSeq and is a predicted model, not a curated record. NCBI's taxonomy places the organism in Eukaryota, Fungi, Ascomycota, Saccharomycetes, Saccharomycetales, Saccharomycetaceae. Bases 1 to 3144 code for a protein of 1047 amino acids.
AUGCGAUCCUUCAUAAAGGCCCAUAAGAAGUCCACGUCUUUUGACGAAAGUCCCAAACGACAUAGCAACUUCAGCACCAAUACUAAUAAUAGCUCUCAGAGGUCAAGUAAUGAUUCUUUGGAUUUUCUACCCUCCACUCCAUCACAAAUGAACUAUGACAACAUACCUACAACAGCGAAGCACUCGCCUGGAUUUGAGUCUUUUCAUCGUUUAGCUAACAAGACUUCGAAGUUGUUCAAGAAGACUUCAAAUUCGAAUUUGAACUCCCAUUUAACUGCUACUUCAACCGUCAAUUCGAACCCAGCCACAUCUAGCACAUUCAUCCUUCAGAAUCCGCCUGUGAAGAAUGUUGCACCGCCACUACCGGUGCCACCGCCACUUUUACCCACCUCUUCUACCUCUUCUUUUUCGCAACACGACAAUGAUGUUGAAUCUGCUAUACCCAAGAAAACCUCUCCCACAAGAGAUCUUAAUAAAGCCACAGACCCCUUGCCUGCUAUCAAGGGCACAAUCACUCAUUCCUGGGGCGACGCCAAGGUUGAACCGCAUGUUAUUAUACUAAACGACCCUGCUUCCCCCGCAUCAAAUACAUCUGACGCGACUUCAUCUAAACAAUUCAGACAUUCAUUACUUGGGAAUGAAAAUGCAAUAUCGUCUACAUCAUCGUCUAAUCUGGAACCUGCCGUAAGGAUAUCAAACAAAAACAAGAGUAAGCAACAGGAAGACGAUGAUGAUAUAGACGACGAGUUUCCGAGGAAGGAACAGCAUAUUUAUAAUGCGCUAGCACUGGCCAAGAAUAGAAAUAGACAAGCAAGGAUUCAUUCUCAUGACGAUAUAAUAAACUUGGGAAAGGCUUCUCAAAUGGACAUGAGCUUACUAGCCGCGGCGUUCUCCGGAAAUUCUAUAACUACCAUCAAUAAUGAUCAAUCUUCCAAUGAGCAAACUGAUGAAAAGAUACUGGACAUUGAAAGAGUAACUACUGCGUCUACUUUAACUUCCUCUGAAACCGCAUCACUAAUAAAUAAAUCCCCCGAUUUUUAUAGCCAGCCGCUCACCCUAUCUCCCAAGAUACGACACGGUGAUUUAUUAUCACCACCUUUAAAAGUCAAUAAAAAUGAAGAACAAAGUGAAGGUUUAACUAAGAAAAAAGUAAGAAUCAAUCUAGAGAAGAAAGAAAGGAAAGACAUAUAUUCCCUCGAGAAUAAUUCUGACGAAUAUCCCCUUAAUGGAACCUCAAAGGUGUAUAAAGUCAGUGAUUGCGAUGAAGAAACGCCCGACGAAGAAGAAGAAGAAGGAGAAGAUUAUGAUGAUGAUGAUGAUGGUGACAACGAGUCGGAAUUUUCUUUUGAAUAUGCUGGCAUAAAUGUAAGAACAUCAUCCGUCAAGUAUUAUUCCAAACCAGAACCAGCGGCUAAUGUCUACAUAGACGAUCUAUAUGAGGACGAAAUUUUUGAUGACGAUAUGAACUGCAUAGAAGAUAAUGAGAGCGAUGUUGAGGGAAAUGAUAUGAACCAUUUGUCAGCCGGAUUCGAAGAGAAAUCCUUGAUUAACAGUAAAGUUAAGAAGUAUAAUGAUCUUUUUGAUUUGACCGAUGACGAAGAUGAUAAUGAAGAACAGGAAGAAUCAGAGUGCAUAGAGAAGAGCCGCGACGAUGACUAUAAUGAUGACUAUGAGGAUGAUGCCGUUCUUGGUGAGAUAAUCGGUGAUAACGAGUUGCUCCCAAAAAGUACAACAGUCAAGAAGCCCGUUCACAGAUACAACGACCUCUUUGACUUGUCCGAUGAAGACGAGGAGGGUGAGUCUGAACUGGAAUCACAUAUGCUUUCGGAUGAAGUUUCCAGUAGAGGCAGUGGUUCGGUAUUGAAUGGAAAGCCAACGCCAGCAAUUUAUAGUCAAUCUAAUAAAAAUGUAACGAUGCCGGAGAUGAAAUCAAUUGGUAAUUUUUCGCGGGAAGAAAAUAAUUCAAGAAACGAUACUAAGCAUAUUUCUAUUACAAAAGCGUCUCCCGAACUUCCUACCGCGAAGCCUAAAGUCAAAUCAUUUUCGGAUAUAUUUAAUAUUGAUGACAUUGAAAGUGGCAUUGAAAGCGAUGAUGACACUAGACCUAGCAAUAUCAAUUACCUAAUAUCCAAUGAUUCGAAAUGUCAAGCUUUUUUGGAAACUGCCUCACAAGAAAACAAUCUAGAGCCAUGCAUUUCCAAUUACUCUCAUUUGCGACUGCCUCAAACACCCGCCAAGAUUUUGGUAACCGCGAGCGGUUCAGCAAUGUGUUCGGAAACUAGUGCACCCACUAAUGAUGAUGAUGAUGACGCUAAUAGUAUCUUAAGAACUCCUUUUCAACUCAUAGACCCGACUCAUUUGAAUCCACUUUCUUGUGCGAGUCCGCAGUUCAACACCCCACCACUUCCGCCACCUGCAAGAUCACAGUCGCUAAAGUACCAUGACUUGAAUUGUAAUUUGGAUUCAGAAGUCCCCAGACCAAUGAGUAACCUUUUCUUCAUUGAUGAAGCUGAGGAGGACGAAUAUAAUCAGAAGAAUAGGAUUGUGGAUUAUGACCGCUAUGACAUUGAUGAGAUCAAUGGUAUACCAGAGGAUUUCAAUUUUUCGGACUCUGAAAGAGACGAUUCAAAUAGUCGUGGUGCGCUGAAAUCACCUUUACGACGUGGUUCUAGAAAUAGAGAUACUCUUCUGUUUUCGUCUGUGUCAUCUUCUUUUAGGGGCACGCAUAGCUUCAAUGGUAAAUUGACGAUUAACCAGGGUGCCAAAGAAUUAUCUCCAAUGAAAAAUAAGAUAGAACUGACUAACAAGACUGUCACAUUCUUCAACAAUAGCAACAAUUUGUACACCUACGACAGUAACUCACUCUCUCGAAAGUCUUCAUCCCAGAAGAGAGACAACAAAUAUCAAAUGCAAGCUUUUUCUCAGAACGUCGAGCCUUCAAAUGUUCCCCCUCAGCAGAAACAAAUUCUAAAUGAGCCAGAUGAAGAAGAUAAUGACAAUUAUGUGAUCUCAUCAACUUUACCGAAAACUGUUACUCCGACCAAUUCAUUCAAUAAGCCUAACCCAGAAUUUAUGAACGAUUAUUCAUUGAGUCCAAUUCAGGAAACUUCAUCUUCUGUUCAGAGCUCGCCAAGAAGGAUAUAG